Vigna unguiculata (cowpea) is the source of this 3957-nucleotide messenger RNA. RefSeq names its product putative disease resistance RPP13-like protein 1. Gene Ontology annotation, molecular function: ADP binding. The record is from RefSeq and is a predicted model, not a curated record. NCBI's taxonomy places the organism in Eukaryota, Viridiplantae, Streptophyta, Magnoliopsida, Fabales, Fabaceae.
GUAAAAAUAUAAUAUUUACAUCAAACAUCAAAGCAUCUGAUGUAAAAAGUGAAAGAUACAAUACACUAAUGCAUGGUGUACCAGCUACAUACAAUACAGAUUCAACCUUCAAUGAAUCUCCUAGAGUGUAGUAAAAGAAACUUCUGCAUAUGACCAUGGCCACUCAUUCAUUCUUGGAAAACAGCUGUUAGACAGCAAGACUUAAGAUUUAUUGGUUGACUUGACCAGUGACCAUCAAGUAAACCAUGAUUCAUAAGAAGUGAUCACUCCAUAAUCACUGAUAUCUCUGAACUCACUCAUUCAGAUCACUCAUUUCCAUUCAUCCACUCCAUUUUCUACUAUGGCUGCUAUGGCUGCUGAAAUGAUUAUCGGUGCUCUUGUGUCCUCCUCCGUUCAGAUGACUAUUGACAAUUUGGCUUCUCGUUUUAUGGACAUAUGUUGUGGAAAUAAAAGCAACAUGAAGCUGUUAAGCAGCUUGAAGCUGAAGCUCCUAGCCGUUGAUGUUGUGGCUGAUGAUGCAGAACAGAAACAAUUUACAAAUCCACGUGUGAGAGAUUGGCUUCUCGCAGUCAAAGAUGUCGUGUUUGAUGUGGAGGAUCUCUUGGAGGAAACAGAUCACACACUCUCCAAAACCCAGGUGGAAGCUCAAUCUCAGUAUGCUGCUAAAAAGGUGUGGAAUUUCCUCAUAUCUUGUUUUGUCAGUUCCUUACAAAAUGAAAUUGGAUCAAGGUUGGAAAAACUCAUUGAAGACCUAGAAAAUCUUGCAACCAAAAGCCAAAUUCUAGGUUUGCAAAAGGCCCAUGAUGUUGGGGUCAGAUCAGGAUGGGGCACUAAACUACGAUCAACAUAUUUGCCAAAAGAAAGUGUCAUCUAUGGCAGAGAUAAUGACAAAACAUUUGUCUUUAACUGGCUCACAUCUAAGACUCACAAGAACUUAUCUAUACUUUCUAUUGUGGGAAUGGGAGGGGUGGGUAAGACCGCCCUUGCCCAACAUGUAUUCAAUGACCCAAGGAUGGAUGAGGCUAAAUUUGAUGUCAAAGCUUGGGUUUGUGUUUCUGAUGAAUUUGAUGUUUUCAAGGUAUCAAGAGCAAUUCUUGAACAUGUUACUGGAUCAAUCGAUAAUAGUAGAGAUACAGAGAUGGUUCACAAAAGUUUGAAAGAAAAAUUGACGGGGAAGAAAUAUCUUCUUAUUUUGGAUGAUGUUUGGAACGAAAACCCAUCUAAAUGGGAAGAAGUGCAGAAGGCCCUUGUUUUCGGAGCUGAAGGGAGUAGGAUUCUUGUGACCACACGUAGUAGGGAAGUUGCUUCUAUCAUGCGGUCAGAGGAACACUCCCUAAAGCAAUUACGGGAUAAUCAUAGCUGCGAGUUGUUUGCUAAACAUGCAUUCCGAGAUGUUGAUAUUCAAGCAAAUCCAGACUGCUGGGAGAUUGGCAGGAAGAUUGUUAAAAAGUGUAAAGGACUACCUCUUGCUUUGAAAACAAUGGGAAGUCUCUUAUACAACAAAUCAUCUGUUUCUGAAUGGGAAAGUGUGCUCCAAAGUGAGAUAUGGGAACUUCCGGAAGAGCAUUGUGGUAUUAUUCCCGCUUUGGCAUUGAGCUAUAUCCACCUUCCUUCCGAUCUGAAGGUUUGCUUUGCUUACUGUGCCCUUUUCCCCAAGGAUCAUGAGUUUAAGAAGGAGCAUUUGAUGCACUUGUGGAUGACUAAAAAUCGCUUAAACUGUCCUCAAGAAGAAGUUUGCCAACAAUACUUCAAUGAACUACUAUCAAGAUCCUUCUUCGAACAAUCAAGUAAAAAGGAAGAAGUAUUUGGCAUGCAUGACCUUCUAAAUGAUUUGGCAAAAUAUGUUGGUCAAGGCAUACAUUUUAGGUGCGAGGCUGGCCAAAUAGAGAACAUACAAAAAGUAACUCGUCAUUACUCAGUUGAAUUUGGAUACAAUCGAGAUUUUGAUGGGUUUGGAACUUUAUGUGAUAUAGAAAAGUUUCGUACAUUUAUGCCGACACAUAGGAGCACGGAUAGCACGGAUAAUUUAUGGAGUUGGUAUAUCAAUAUGCCAAUACAUGAAUUGUUGUCCAAGUUUAAGUUCUUACGAAUCUUAUCUCUCUCUCAUCUUACUCUUCUUACAGAGUUACCUGACUCUAUUUCCGAUCUUGAGUAUCUCCGUUCCUUAGACCUAUCCUAUACUUCCAUUAGAAUACUAACUGAAAAGACAUGUUUGCUUUCCUACUUGCAAAUACUGAAGUUGAACUACUGUAGAGAUUUGGAGGAAUUGCCCACAAAUUUGCAUCUACUUACCAAUUUGUGUCGCCUUGAAUUUAAAGGGACUAAAGUGGGAAAGGUGCCACCGCAUUUGGAAAAAUUGAAGAAUCUUAAAGUAGUAAUGGAUUUUAAUGUUGGACAAGGCAGAGAUUUCGGUAUUCAACAGCUGGGUGAGCUCAACCUUGAUGGAAGUGUAUCAAUUGGGGAGCUACAGAAUGUUGAGAAUUCGGUGGAUGCAUUGGAAGCAGAUUUGAAGAAUAAAACACACCUUGUGGAACUAGAGUUGGAAUGGACAAGGAAUGGGAACUCUAUUGAUUCAGAAAAAGUAGAGGACGUAAUUGAGAAAUUGGAACCUCCCAAAAACUUAAAGGUGUUGUCGAUCUAUGACUAUGCUGGCAAACAAUUUCCAAAUUGGUUAUUGAAAAAUUCGUUGUUGAAUUUGGAGUCCUUGGAGUUGUGUAGGUGUGCACCUUGCCAUCGUUUACCUCCACUUGGUCUAUUGCCAUUUCUCAAGAAUCUGAAGAUUUCAUCGUGUUUUGAGAUAGUGAGUAUUGAUGCUGAUUUUCAUGGGAACAACUUUUCUUCAUUUAAAUCCCUUCAAACAUUGUAUUUCUCCAAUAUGAGGCAGUGGGAAAAGUGGGAUUGCCAAUCUGUGACAAGUGCUUUUCCACGUCUACAACAUCUUUCUAUAAGUUAUUGUCCAAAGUUGAAAGGAUACCUACCAAAGCAACUUGUUCCUUUGGAAACACUAGAAAUUAAAUACUGCCAAAAACUUGAGGCUUCUGCCCCCAAGGCUCUAUGUUUAGACCUAUGUAAUUGCGGAAAGCUACACUUGGACGGGACUACCAUAAAAAAGCUGAAAAUGGAAGAAACAUCGUUGGAAAUUGUUAGGUCUGACACUCUUAAACACUUGGAAAUUGAACACUUGGAAGCAUCAAUAGGUGAUGAUGACUCGGUCUCUCUAUGGACCUUUCCACUACAUUUCUUCCCAACACUCAGGAUCCUUUAUCUCAGGAGGCUUGGUAAUCUACAAAUGAUUUCACACUUUGGCGCUCAUAAUUAUCUCCACUAUCUGCAUAUCAGUGAGUGCCCUAAAUUGGAAUCAUUUCCUGGAAACAUUCCAUUUCUCAAGAGCCUAUACAUAAAAGACUGUCCUACACUUGAAGCGGUUUUGCCAUCAUCAAAUCCAUUUCUCAACUCUGCUCUCUCAACUCGUUGGGGUCUAUGUGGUUGCCCCAAGCUCCCAAACUUACGAGAAGAGGCUCUUUCCCAAUCAAUUUCAAUUUUUCAUGUAAGAGGUUUUCCUUUAGUCGAAGAGUUUUCCGAGGAAGAAGGGGAAGAAUGGGAAAAAGGUUCAAAGAGGUGUUAUUAGAGUGAUGUUAAGAAGAUUAUGUUCCCAGAAAUUUUUCAGGGAAUGACUCCUGUUCAUGCUGCUUUUGCUGUUGUUGAGAAGUUUCAGAGAAUGCACUGUAAGAUAUUGGGCAUGUAUCAAUUUCUCACGAAGUAUCCAAGAAAUUGCUCGCGGGUUUUGCCAACAGUUGAUUCAAAUGUGACAAAUCUCAUGGAACAAAAGACCAAAGAUGAUUUGGAGGGUGGUUUUCAUAUGGCAUUUCUAUGUGGAUUAUUCAACAAAACCAUGCUUUUAAACAAAAGAAUGUUAUUUAAUUUGUUAUUAUGUUUAUUUUUCAGAUUUAGAACAAA